CAAAAGAAAAGAAGAAAGGGUCAAAGUUCAACAUAGCCAUUGCAUGUCCUGCGUUCGACGACAAUGGCUAAACAUCAUCCAGAUUUGAUCUUUUGUAGAAAACAAGCCGGUGUCGCUAUUGGAAGAUUGUGCGAGAAAUGCGAUGGAAAGUGUGUGAUCUGUGAUUCGUAUGUGAGGCCGUGCACUCUGGUGCGCAUCUGUGACGAAUGCAAUUACGGGUCGUACCAGGGGCGCUGUGUCAUCUGUGGAGGUCCCGGGGUGUCUGAUGCUUACUACUGCAAGGAGUGCACCAUCCAGGAGAAAGAUCGAGACGGAUGCCCCAAGAUUGUGAACCUGGGCAGCUCAAAAACGGACCUGUUUUAUGAACGGAAGAAGUAUGGCUUCAAGAAGAGGUGAAGACAGGACAGUCCAACAUGCGUUGCUUCAGUUUUGUUGUUUUUACUUUUCUUUUUGUAAACAUGUUUUGACAAUACAAUAAAGCUUUUAUAUUAGUGCAA
Messenger RNA from Salvelinus namaycush (lake trout), 497 nucleotides. Its product is annotated as PHD finger-like domain-containing protein 5A. The transcript is spliced from 4 exons. The record is from RefSeq and is a predicted model, not a curated record. Gene Ontology annotation, cellular component: catalytic step 2 spliceosome; U2 snRNP; U12-type spliceosomal complex. The coding region runs from base 64 to 396 and encodes 110 amino acids. Gene Ontology annotation, biological process: mRNA splicing, via spliceosome. Lineage: Eukaryota; Metazoa; Chordata; Actinopteri; Salmoniformes; Salmonidae.